GCUGUUCGGGAAUCGACUUUCAUUGAAGCAAAGUUGACGAAAUUUUUGGAUUCGAAAUGAAGAUUCCGAUUCGACACAGUUUCAUCAGAUUAAUACUGUUGAUGGAGGCUUGUUUAUUGAUUAAAGGCGAGGAAUGCUGGAUGCCUAUGGUUUGCGACGGGAAACCCACCUGGAAGAACGUUACGCAAGGACAUUGCACAAAAGAAGAAGAAAAGGCUUUGGAAGCUUUAACGGAACAAUUAGACGGGAUGGAAAUUAAGCUCUAUCAUUUAAAAAAGGCGAUGGAAGAAUCAGAGACGAACUCAGUGCCGCCCUCUGUUGCGGGUGUCAAAGAAACGACGACUCUCCAGGGAUACAAAGACAAGAAAACUUCUUCGGCCCGUAUUUCAACCGUCCCUGCUACAACCCCGUGGUCAACUAAGGAAUCAUUUCUCUCUACUGUGCGCCCACAAACUACAAAAGUUGAACAGAAUACAGAAUGCGGCGUUGUCUUCAAUUCCAAAUGUUUUCAAGCGAUCGUUUAUGACGCGAGGAACGUCUCAUUAAGCGUCGCUGAAUCUCUUUGCAAAAACAAACUAGCUAACAUUUAUGCGGUCACACACUACAACUUGCUUCAAGAUUAUUUACGAUCAUUGAUUCCUGAUGGAUUGUACUUGAUUGAUGUUCGUUCGGGAAUGACCUACAAGAACGGUCAGCUGUAUUCAACGACGGGUCAAGCUAUAUCUCUGCCAACUGAGGUUUGGCAGCCUAAUCAUCCAUAUUCUGAUGUAUCGUACACCACAGUUGUUGUUCGUGUCAAUCAAAACCCGGAUGCUGAACAUCAAGGGAUUCGGAAUUCUCGUCCUUAUAAUUUAUUUCACGGAGCCAUCUGUGAAAAUGAAUUAUAACUGUGUCCAUUGAAAGAUUGAUGGACAAAACAAAAAACUUUGAAAGUACUUGAAUGAGUAAUUCACCCCAGGAGCUUCAUUUAUUACUAUUUUCACAGUUGAACAAGCAUAUGAAGUAAAUAGAUCCUGCAUGCGGUAUAUAAUCCCCAUAUGGGAUACAGUUAGAGUGUAGUGUAGAGUAACUACUUAUCACUUGAAUAAAUUACCAAUACUUUUAUUUGAUAAAAGCGUCACGAUGUUUAGGUUAGCGUAGAAGCCCGAAAUGUUUCAAAUCCCCACUUCGAACAAGGCUCUGUGCAAGUCUCACUCAUGCUCGGAGCACUAUGAAUCGGUAUUUCGGCUCCGAUUUGUCUGUGAUACACAGAUCACAAUUGGCCUAUUAAAAGAUUGUAUGUUUGCAAGACAUUUUGAAUAAGAUUUGAAAUUAAAUUGAAAAGAGACGAGCCAAUGAAUCAGUGAUGAACCAUAUUUACUCCACACAAUCAAUUCCACUGAAUUCAAACUCGAGUGCUAUAUGUUGAACCGAUGCGAUUUAAUGCUGACUUAUUCAAAUUGUCUGUCUGUCGGGAUUUUCUUGAGGAGGAAUUUCAAUAAAACUGCAAUCAUUGUUAGAUUUCUACCAAACAAAUAUUUUUUUAUUUUUUAGAUGUGUUCAAGAAAUGUUUGAAUUUAUUAUUUUAACCCAAUUUGUUUCUGAGUGAAUGUAAAUAAAAUUGAAAUGUUGCCGAUUUGGUUUACUCAAAUGUAUAUUUCAUUUUCAAGAAAUUUCAGUA
Styela clava is the source of this 1660-nucleotide messenger RNA. RefSeq lists its product as uncharacterized. Lineage: Eukaryota; Metazoa; Chordata; Ascidiacea; Stolidobranchia; Styelidae. The record is from RefSeq and is a predicted model, not a curated record.